Symbiodinium sp. CCMP2592 is the source of this 159-nucleotide messenger RNA. NCBI's taxonomy places the organism in Eukaryota, Dinophyceae, Suessiales, Symbiodiniaceae. The record is from the annotation of a GenBank genome assembly.
GUGACUCCGACGGGGUCGAGGAGAUCAUCAUGACGGACUCGGGCUGGAGGACCAUUGACAUUGGGGACAUGACCCUCAAGUACGUCCUCGCCAAGCUCCUCGCCAUCGUCUGGUUCACGGCAGACAGUGAGGCCCUCGAGGUCGUCUUUCAGGUCCUCU